Lizanozyma spartinae is the source of this 2799-nucleotide messenger RNA. It is a transcript of the gene SPT5, whose product is annotated as transcription elongation factor. The transcript has a single exon. Gene Ontology annotation, biological process: regulation of DNA-templated transcription elongation; transcription elongation-coupled chromatin remodeling; transcription elongation by RNA polymerase II. Gene Ontology annotation, cellular component: DSIF complex. Gene Ontology annotation, molecular function: mRNA binding. Bases 1 to 2799 code for a protein of 932 amino acids. The record is from RefSeq and is a predicted model, not a curated record. Lineage: Eukaryota; Fungi; Ascomycota; Pichiomycetes; Serinales; Debaryomycetaceae.
AUGUCUGACGAGGAGAAAUUGAAACAGGAGGCGAUGAAUGACUCGCUUUUGAACGAUGAACCCACUGCCUAUGAAGACAGAGGAGCUAAAAGAGGUUUGGAUGUAGAUGAAGAUGAUGAUAACAACAAUGACAAUAAUAUUAACGCUGGUCGUCCUAAAAACGCAUCUACAUUGGAUGACGAAGAAUUAGAUGAUGGCGAAGAUGAAGAUGAAGAUGAAGAGGAUGAAGCUCCAGGUAAAAGAAGAAAGAGAAGAAGAGCCAACCAGUUUAUUGAUAUUGAAGCUGAAGUUGAUGAUGAAGAAGAAGAUGAAUUGGACGAAGAAGAUGAGGAAGCCGAAUUAUUAAGAGAACAGUUUAUCUCAGAUGAUAGAGGUGAAAUUGGUGAUGAAGCCAAUAAUCAAGAUGAUCGUUUGCAUAGACAAUUUGAUCGUCGUCGUCAAGAAGCUGAAGAUCAAGAUGCUGAACAAUUGGCAGAAACUUUAAAACAGAGAUAUAGAAAAACCCAUACUGUUUACAGAGGUGACACUGCAGAUGGUACUGUAUCUCAAAAGUUAUUGAUGCCUUCCAUUAAUGAUCCUCCAAUUUAUGCUAUUAGAGUUAACCCUGGUCGUGAAAAGGAUUUGGUUAGAAAAUUGUACGAGAAGAAGAGAACUUUGGCUAGAAAGGGGGUUCCAUUGGAUAUCUUGACCGUAUUCCAAAGAGAUUCUUUUAAAGGUUAUAUUUAUAUUGAAGCUACCAAGCCAGAAGCCAUCGAAAGAGCAUUAAAUGGUGUACCAGGAGUCUACAUGAGAAAUAGAUUAUUGGUCCCCGUUGGAGAAUAUCCUGACUUAUUGAAGCAAGUUAAAUCUACUGACGUUGAAUUGGUACCAGGGAUCUACGUUAGACUUACUCGUGGUAAAUAUAAAGGUGAUUUAGCAAUUGUGGAUAAUUUAUCUGAAAAUGGUUUGGACGUCAGAUGUAAGUUGGUACCCAGAUUGGAUUAUGGUAAGAAUGAUGACUUUGAUAAGGAUGGAAGAAGAAUUAAACUGAAACUAAGACCAAUUCCAAGAUUAUUCAGUGAACAAGAAGCUAGAAUGUAUGACGGAGAAGGUCUUCAACCUGGAAGAGGUACCCGUACAUAUUUUUACCGUGGUGAUGAAUAUAUUGAUGGGUUUUUGUUUAAGGAUUUCAAAUUACAAUUUGUGCAAACAAAUGAUGUGCAUCCUACAUUAGAAGAAUUGGAUAGAUUUCAAACUGGUGGUACAGAAGAAGGAUUAGAUUUGGCUGCUGUUGCAGCAUCUAUAAAGAACAAAAAUGAUCCUUCAACAUCCAAAAAUAUCUUUCAAGCCGGUGAUAAAGUGGAAAUUCGUCGUGGUGAGUUAGCAAGAACAAUUGGUAAAGUAACAAGUUGUUCAUUGAAUGAAGUCUCCAUCACUGUUACUGAUAGUGGAGAUGCUAACUUUGUUAAUCAAGCCAUCACUGUUCCUGCUUCUGAUUUACGGAAAGUUUUCGUUUCUGGUGACCACGUGAGAGUGGUUCAAGGUAAACAUGCAGAUGAAACCGGGUUGGUGAUUAAGACUGAUGGAGACAAUGUUGUUUUGUUAUCUGAUCAAACUCAAGAAGAUAUUCGAUUGUUUGCUAACUAUUUGAUAAAGGCCACUGACUCAUAUACUGAUUCUUUCAACAGUAUUUACAGCAUUAAAGAUAUGGUACAAUUGAAUGCAUCAACCGUUGGGGUCAUUGUUAAAACAGAAAAGGAUAUUUUCCAAAUUCUUACUUCUGAAGGGAGAUUAGUUAAGGUUAAACCUUCAGGAAUUGCAUCAAAAUUGAACUUGAGUAAAAGAGAACAAGCUGCCACAGACAGAAAUGGUUCAACCAUAAGAGUUGGAGAUACUGUCAAGGAAAGCUUGGGUGAUAAGAAGAGAGAAGGUUCAAUUUUACACAUUUAUAAGAAUGCUCUUUUCAUUGAAUCUCAUGAAAUCAUUGAAAACUUGGGUAUUUUCACCACUAAUUGUAUCAAUGUUACUACAAUUUCCACCAAGGAUUCGAUGGUAUCUAGAAGCUUGGGACCAGAUUUAAGUAAGAUGAACCCCAAUUUGAAGAUGCAAAAUCCUAUUGCUGCACUUGGGUUGAGGGCUAAACAAGGAGGUCGUGAUAAGUUAUUGAGUAAAGAUGUUGUUGUUACCGGUGGAAAUUAUAAAGGUUUGAAGGGUAAAGUUGUUGAUGCAGAUGAUACUUUUGUUCGGAUUGAAUUACACACCAAAGCUAAGAAGAUUAAGGUUGGUAAGAAUAAUAUUAGUGUAUUUGUUCGUGGAGAAGCCGUACCAUAUUUGCGGUUUAUUGGGGGAGGUAACUCUGGACCAUCAUCAUCUUCUCGACCAGAAGUUCCAGCUUAUAGUUCUUCUGGAAACGGUUCUUCAUGGGGAAGUACUGGACAAGGUGGAGGACAAACGUCUGCCUGGGGAGGAGCUACAGCAUGGGGAGGUAAUGGUGGUGGUGGCCGUACUCCGGCAGUUGGAAAUGCUUCAACUUGGGGUGGAGGAAAUGCAUCCUCUUGGGGAAGAGGAGCUGGAAAUGCUUCGACUUGGAAUGGAGGUAAUGCUUCUACAUGGGGAGGUGGAAAUGCUUCAGCUUGGGGAGGAGCCAACAACAAUAAUAAUAAUAAUAAUAAUAAUAAUGGCGGAGGUAAUUCCAAUUGGGGUGGAAAUAAAGGAGGUAAUUCUGCUUGGGGUGCUUCUGGUUCUGGAUCUACGUGGGGCAAUGGAAGUGGAUCUACAUGGGGUAAAGGGGGGAAUCGAAGUGCUUGGGGUAAGCAAUAA